Atta colombica is the source of this 746-nucleotide messenger RNA. RefSeq lists its product as uncharacterized. The transcript has 3 exons. Lineage: Eukaryota; Metazoa; Arthropoda; Insecta; Hymenoptera; Formicidae. The record is from RefSeq and is a predicted model, not a curated record. Bases 198 to 614 code for a protein of 138 amino acids.
CUGAAGUUGAAUCUUUUCUCUUUGGAUCCUUCUUUGUCUCGUUAUUGUGAUCUUUGUAAUGGGUUGGAAAUCCAAAUAAGAAUUUUAAGAAAGAGAAGAAGAAAUAGACUGACGGAGAGCUUUGUUUACAGUUAUCAUUGUAGUGUAACAGGUUAUUAUUUCCAAAACAAUCUUUUGUGGAGGACGUUAACAAAAUUAUGUCACGAAAAAAACACAAUGUAUCUUAUAUCAAACCGAACGAACCAAAAUUUUUACGAGAACUGAAGGAACAAAUCGGAUAUAAAGAAGGUCCUACUGUUGAUACAAAAAGAGAAGUUCUACCAAAAAUAUUCGAUGAUGAAAGGGAAGAGUUGGCCGAUGAGCAACCUGUUGUUGUUGUGUUAAAUUCUGGUGAUUUGACGGCAGAAGAAGCAGAUGCUUUUAAAAAACAGAAAGAAAAAGAAGAAAAUAAUGCCCCAGCUGAUCUAUCUAAGAAGAUCAUAUUUCGCAAGACUAAAGCAGCAGAAACAGAUUCUAAUACAACUGCCAUAGAUAAACCUGUGAAAAAGAAAGCGAAAAGAGAAAAACAAAAAAUUGUCCUGUCCUUUGAUAAUGACAAUGAUGAGGAACGAUGAUGAAUGACAUUGAAUGUGAAUUCUUAAUAUUUGAUGAAUGUACAUAUUACGUCUUACAAUAUAUAUAAAUAAUAUUGUUUGUAAAUACUUUGUGUAUAUUAUAAUUGAAAUUAUAUGACAAAUUUACAGGAA